AUGGGGCAUAAGAUAGUGUUUUCUGGUGAUACUAAACCAUGCGAUCUGUUAGUUGAACAAGGAAUGGAUGCCGAUCUACUCGUACACGAGGCUACAUUUGAGGAUGAUCAUGAGCGCGAUGCAGCUUUAAAGAAGCACAGCACAAUGAAACAGGCCGUCGAUGUUAGUGUGAGGAUGAAAGCAAGGAGUGUCAUCUUGACUCACUUCAGUGCUCGUUAUCCAAAAGUGCCUGCCUUGCCCGAAUAUCUGGACAAAUUGGGGAAUGUUUCGGUAGCGGUCGACAAUCUAUCAGUUCGUUUUGAUGAUUUGGUACUGCUACCGAAAUUACUCAAAGUAUUCCGUGAGCUGUAUCAAGAGGAAUUAUUCGAAGUGCAACUACGUAUGGAACAGCGAAUAUUAAGGGAACAGUUGGACGAGAAACAAAAACAGGCGGUGAGCAAAGACGUUCAACCAGUGAAAGUAGAGCAGGCAUCCAAACUGACUCGAAAACGGAAAUCAUCUGAAGUGAUCUGA
This is a messenger RNA of Anisakis simplex (herring worm), 513 nucleotides long. NCBI's taxonomy places the organism in Eukaryota, Metazoa, Nematoda, Chromadorea, Rhabditida, Anisakidae. The record is from the annotation of a GenBank genome assembly.